AAUCACCGUUACUUUCAAGUUAGUGCUUAUCCUGAAGAUGACGAAAAAAUUGCUCAUUGGUUAUCUGUAACGAUCGGACUUCCACAACAAAACCGUUAAACAUAUCCGCUUUUGUUUUUAAAAUUUCAAGAUUUCGUGCGCGGCUAGUACGACUCGCUUAUCUUCUAUUGAUCUAGAGAUUUGUAAAUUUAUUGUGUCGAGUACAAUGGAAUUCUAAAAAUUCGUAGCUUUGGUUAGAGUCCCACUUAUCAACAAGCUGGAGUGUGUUAAUAAACAUUUAUCAAAUCGCGUUGAACUCAACAAUCAAAAACAUCAAAGUUUGUAAUCCAAACAAGCGCGAUGAUCAGUUUAAAAAUUUACAACAUCAAACCUCGACUCCCAAGAGCUUGAGAAUUUUUACAUUGGGGCCUCGAAUAGAAAAAGCCUAAAAACCUCAAGGGAGGAGAUUUACAACGGGUUCAUUAUUUGUUUUAAUUUUGGACAAGGGAAUAUUGUUAAAAAGAUUACACAGUUAUUUAAAAUUCGAAAAAAAAAAAAAGCAUUUAGAAGCAAAUUUGUUGAGCGAUAAAUUUUGUUGUGGGUCAACGUAAAAAUUUUUUUAACGAAAUGUGGAGCAGCCAACAUCGAGAGGGAAAGACUCUUGUCGUUGAUAUUUUAUGGAUUCUUUUCUUGAUAUUAAAGUAUUCGCUGAUGUCGGUUGAAAAAAUGUACGCAUUUCUGAUUGGUCGCCCGCAGCAUUGUCAACAGAUGUAUGAGAAAAGCGCUGAGGUGUGUACAAUUUGGUUUUUCCACAGGCGUCCUCCAUGCUUAGACGAACUGUUCACAGGAGAUUUCAUACACACUCACGAACGAUACGACCAUCCAAACAUUAUUUUAAACGAUAGCGUAACACUAUUUAGAAUAACGAGAGAGCAUGCAAUUUUUGUUGAUUGUGAAGACUAUGAUGUCUUCAACUCUAAAAAUGGCCCCUUCGCGUUUCCUCUCCAAGGUGUUAACGCUCGAAAAGUCAUCUAUUUACCUCUUUCUUCAUUCCACAAAAUUUCAAAAGAUAUAACUCUACCCAACGUACCGAUUAUUCAUUUGGCACACCAUGGAAGAUGUGGUUCUACGGUUGUUACCAAGGUCUUUGAAGCCAUUCCGCAUUCGUUAUCCAUAUCUGAAACGUACGCGUUUACAGAUAUUGCAUACGUCUCCCAUUGUGGAACACACGAUCGCGACACGUUAAAAUCUCUGUGUUUCAGCGCUCUCAUGUGCACGUUAAAGCAUGCAAACACGAGAAAGUCAUCAAUAAUCUUCUUUAAAUGCCAGAGUACCGUUGUAUUUGUUUUGGAUAUCCUGAUGGAAGCCGUUCCAGAAAUAAAAUGCGUUUAUAUGCACAGAGAUCCAGUGCCCUACGUCAGAUCCUACGAGAAGCUAAUGAUAAUGAACAACUGGUCAUUAUCCAAUAUAAAAACUUUGCAGUGUCUUGUCGGGAUUGGUCAACAUAGCAUAGUAAAUGGCGAAAGAUCUCGUUCACCAGAUUAUUUGAAAAAUCUCUCAAUAUUUUCUAAACUGUCGCUGACAUGGAUUUCAAAAUGGAUUGCGUAUAAGAACUUGUGUGCUAAGGGAUACGCUAUUAAAUCGCUAAAAUACGAAGAGUUAUUGGGAGAGCCAUAUCAAGUUUUGAUCCAAAUUUUCACAUUUAUGAAUCUAUCAAAAUAUCUCGUCCCGAAUGAUCUUACACACGUUAUGUCGAAUGAUUCUCAAGCUGAUUCCAUCUUUUCUUCUCGUACUAAAACAAACGAUUUGAAUGGACGUUGUAGAUCUCUCACAGCCGAAUUAAAGGAGGAAGUGAAUAAGCUGUGUGAUGAUUUUAACACGCCAAGAUUUUGGAAGUGACUGUGAAAAAACAUCUAAAUAUAACAUUAGGUAUGUCAUUCAAAUUACGAAUAAAGAAGCAAGCUUGAAUAAGACAGUGAAACCUCUCUUAUCUGAUGCAUUUAUAAAACGACACAUCAUUAAAGUUCGUUUAUAUUUGACUGAGUUUUUUGUUAACGCAUGUGUGCUUGUAAGAUCAUCACUUAUUUUUUUGAAGUACGCACGCGCUAACAAAGAACUUGCGGGAUUUUUGCUCUGCAGCGGAAAAUACAGUUAAAUUAGAACA
Molecule: messenger RNA, 2143 nt
Organism: Hydractinia symbiolongicarpus
Lineage: Eukaryota; Metazoa; Cnidaria; Hydrozoa; Anthoathecata; Hydractiniidae
Exons: 2
Coding region: 607-1878 (423 amino acids)
Source: RefSeq, a predicted model, not a curated record